UUGCUAGCGGAACUAAUUGAAAACAUAAAGCUGAGGGAAACAAAAAAUAUUAAAAGCGGCUUCAGAGCCACAGGUAUUUGGCCUCUCAAUCCAAUCAAUGUUACUAAGAGAAUACCAGAACUACAUGACGAAGUGAAAUAUGGAAUAGACAAUGCUUUACUAGAGUAUUUGAAAGAAACAAGAUCCCAAAAUCCAAUGACAGUGAAAAGAAGCAAAAAAUUGAAAACAGAACCAGGAAAGUCAGUCUAUGUGGAAGAUAUUUCUAUAAAAGCCAAUAAUACAAAGAAAACAAAUGCGACAAAUAAGAAUAAAAAACAUAUUAAUACGGAAGAAGACAUUGUGAUACCGAUGUUGAAUGAAAACACAGAAGAAAAGAUAGAGACAAACGAAGAAAUAGAGACGUAUAUAUUACAUGAAGUAACAGGGCAAAUAGUAAAAAAAAAAUCCCAAAAAAUCACGUUGAAAUUCUUAAGAAAAAUAAAAAAUGCCAAAGGCAAGAAAUUAGCGUUCACGUACCCAAAUGUAGAAGACACUUGUGAAAUGAUGCGCUUAAAUGACAUAAUUCUAGUAUUGCCUUAA
Molecule: messenger RNA, 579 nt
Organism: Parnassius apollo (apollo)
Lineage: Eukaryota; Metazoa; Arthropoda; Insecta; Lepidoptera; Papilionidae
Source: the annotation of a GenBank genome assembly